ACCGCGCCAGCUCUGGAUUCAAAUUCCUAUGGCGUGGUCUCACCUAUUACCGCCUCGGGUCUCAUUCCCGUCAUGGUAUGAGGUGGGAUGCUUCGAAAGCACUGAGAUGGUGAAGCUUAGUUGUGUGGCAGAGCUGCUAUACACCAUACUGCCGGACGGUGUACUUUGCUAGGGAAGGUUGGAUGGAGCAUGAGCAUGGAAAUUGGGACGAGGGUUACGAUGCUGCUUGCACAUGUAAAUCUGAACUGUGCGUGAGAUACUAAGACGAUUUGUGAAAACUUUCUUGAAGAGCGUUGUUGAACAAGGUGCCGAAGCUGUCUAACCACGAAAUGAAUGAUGCAGCUUGCGGACUCCAUGGACGCUGUUAUUGAGAGCUCAUUAACUGUGGACAUGCUGAGCACACCUCAGAGGAAACUAGAAGUGAAGAGAAAGGAGUGGAAGAUGAAGUUCGCAGAAUUCAAAAGCUGCGAGCAAUCGUCGAGUAUCUACGAUGCAUACAUUUCAUCUGCAAACUCUUGUGCUCCUCCAGAGGUAAUGGAGGUCCCUCAAGUUGCAUGCCCAGGCCCCACGGAGAGUGUCAUCCUUAAGAAUCGUCCAAAGAGGGUAGGUCUCACUCCUCAACACUGGAAUCAGGUAGGGUUCAUGAAAGAUGCAGAGGCAGAACAUUUGAACCAAAGGCAGCUUACUCAAACUCACAUCACGAAAUAUACCAAAACCUCUCGAUCCUCGCAUUCUACAAAACUUGGGGUGGGCUUCAAAGUUCCUCAGAAGCACGAGAGAUGCCUAGCACCAGGAGCUGGUGUCUAUUACAUGCCAAGCCGGUCGAUUACCUCAAAAGGCUACGGACAAGCUUGCACCGUCGAGGCACUAUCACUUCUUGCAGACGUUUCUUGCAAGCUAAAGCGCACGCAUCAGCUUUCGUCCGAUCUGACUUCAACCCUUUCAGAAAAGGACUAUCACAAGAAAAAUUUCGCCAAUCCUCAUUGCAAGGAACACUACCAUGAUAAGCAUUCAAAUAAGCUACCUCUUCUUAUAAAAGAUAAUUCAUGCAAGGUUGUGCGAAAGUUGCGUACGCCUCGAAGAACAUCACUGACUAUAUUUCCAUGCCAAACCAAACCGCAAAAAAAUACCAGUCUAUCCAAGUGUGAUGAGUUAUGUUACUGCACUGAGUCGAUUAGCAGUUUGGUUGACGCAGGCAGUUUACGUAACCGUCUGCCCAUGGCUGAUGUUUCUACGAUAACUUCUACGAAAUCAGAGCUUCUUUCAGAAGACAAAUUUUCCUGCGACCAGCUGAUGUCCAAUAUUGAGGCUCCUCAAGCUCAAAGUGCAACGAACCUUGAGAGGUUCUCUAAAUCCCUGGUUUCCGUCGACAAAUCAAUAUCCAAAACCGAGGUACUUCAGGCUCAAAGUGCAACAAAUUUUGGGAGAUUCUCCAAAUCCUCGUGUCAACUUAGUGACACGAAGAAAAGAAUUCGUAGAGGAUUUAAGCGGACGGAGCGUUUCACCCUCCAAAUUCUACAGUUCAUUGGAGACUUGACUGUUCCAGAGAGGCUCAUAAGGCAGGAAUUGGGCAAUAAUCCUGAUACCAGCAAAGCCCUUAGACUAUUGGUGUCGGACCGCAAAGUCACGCGAUUAGGUACUGGAGGCAGAGGUCGAGCUUAUGAAUACGUGGCCACAGAGAAAGGACUCCUACAACUUCGUGGAUUGGAGCAAGCAGUUGAGGAAAUCAUUGAUCUGACGCCUGAAUCUGAAAGUGUCUCAUCCUCUAAUCCAGUUGCUAGCGCUACAAAUGUCUCUGAUGCUUGCGAACCUAAAGCACAGUGCCUCCGGACUGAAGAUACAAAGAUUUCAGAGCCAUUGGCAGCAGACAAAAAUGUGAGCCGGUCCUUAUCUGUGACGCCACAUUGUUUCCUAGGGUGGCAAGUGCAGGACCUAAACUCCGUCAUUCGUUCAGAAACGCUUGACCUUGAGAGAUCAGGUGUCACUGGAUGCUCAUAACGGCAGUAAAGUAAUUCGGAAAUUGGAAUCA
Molecule: messenger RNA, 2029 nt
Organism: Physcomitrium patens
Lineage: Eukaryota; Viridiplantae; Streptophyta; Bryopsida; Funariales; Funariaceae
Source: RefSeq, a predicted model, not a curated record